This is a messenger RNA of Bombus pascuorum, 17210 nucleotides long. RefSeq names its product sex determination protein fruitless. Lineage: Eukaryota; Metazoa; Arthropoda; Insecta; Hymenoptera; Apidae. Gene Ontology annotation, cellular component: nucleus. Gene Ontology annotation, molecular function: protein binding; DNA binding. The record is from RefSeq and is a predicted model, not a curated record. The coding region runs from base 3561 to 4928 and encodes 455 amino acids. Gene Ontology annotation, biological process: regulation of transcription by RNA polymerase II. The transcript is spliced from 5 exons.
CUGGUGCAUUCAUUAGGGGGGAUGUGUCCGUGCAGCGUACACGUCGACCUGCAUCCACGCCACCCUCUCUCUCUCUCGGUGCCACCCCUGGCCUCAGUCGCGCUUCGCGGCCAACUUGGUACACACGCCACUUUGUUGUUUCUCCCUCUCGGAGUUUCGUCCGCAUUUGUACGUCUUCGACGUCGCGUCGCGAGAUAAUCGUGCUACGCGAGAAUAUUUCGUUUCGAUCUUGCCGUCGAUCGUCGAUUCAACGAGAAAAAGUAAUCACCGACGGUCGUUAUUAACACCGCUCUCUCUCUCUGAUUACGCCGUCUGUGUUUCUCGUUUUUACAUAUCGAAACUUCCUUUCCUGCUUUGCUUCUUCGUUCGUUCGAUUUGACGCGUUUGCGAUCAUGAAUAACGAACGUUUCAUGAGUUGAAGAUACCGUAUAGUAACUACUCGGUGUCGAACGAUUAUUACGAGUGCGUUCGUUCCGUUGGUAACUAUCGUGUGCGCGAAUGUACUGUCCAUGAAGAAGGCAGAGAUCGCAGUUGCAUCGUGAAACGCAAAAGAAGCUGCCUGCUGAUCGCCCCUUCCGUGAAUGUGAAGAGGAUCGUCUUCGUUCGUCACCAGCAAGGAUUGUCCCCGUAAGAUCGUCGCGGAAGAUCUUCACGUAGGAGGAUCAAAAGGGAUCCUUCCUCUGAAUCUGCAUGGUGCGGCUACACGCCAGGCUGACAGGAUUUCAUGUUCACGAAUUUCAGUAAACCAGGUAACGAUGCGCCUAAUCCGCCUUCACGGUAUCGGCGCGUCGAUUUUCAGAUUUUCCUUCGCGCGACACCCUCGCGUCGUUAGCUCUAUCGAGAGAAUACGUUCAAUUUGCGCGCUCGGCUUUCCUCUGGCUGCACGCGGUGGUUCGCUUAGAGGGGAGGCCAGCUGCGGAUUCGCGCCUAUUCCGUGGCCCGCAAACAACCUACCAGAACCGGACCCAUCGAUCGCGAGAUCUAGAGGCAUGCGUCGCGUGUUCCUCUCUCUCUCACUUUGUCAAUCUCCCUUCGAGAGACUAAGACGCAACCCACGUCGAGGCAAAAACGUUCAACUACCGCCGAUCAAAUACGACGUUCAUAUUUCUUGUCGCACGAUCGUUUAAACGCAUUUGUUUGGUCAGUUUUUAUCGACGUGCGAGCCUCGCUCGUUCGUUGAUCCGCUGUUUUGACAGUUCGUUUUCUAUUUUUACGCGAGUCGAUAAUCGGAUAGGAAAAUAAGGGAAAUGGUUGCACCGUUCAACGUAGAAAAUAUGCGGAAUGUAUCGAAACCGAGGGAUCAGAAUCCCUUGUUAAAUUCCGUAACUGGUCGGAAAACUGUAUAGUUUAGCGGAUUUCGAUAAUAUGCUCAGUAAACUAGACUGUAUUUAUUGGUUUACCGUCCGAUUGAAACAUAAACUCGCUGAGCGCGGACAAAAAUACGCGGUAACGCGAUUGUCGAUUCUCGAAAAUAUAUUCGCCAACGAACGCGUGCGUGGCCUAUUUCGUGACCAUCGUAUCGUUUCCAUUGUUUCGCGAACAGUAAAACCAGGCGAAAGAUGUUCCUUCACGCUGUAGAUGAGAACAACGAAAAUUUACGAGCGAUGAAAUUUCAAUAAGCGAAACGAAUAUGAAAGUUAAAACUCGCCAAGACUGACUUUUGCUCAAUAAAAUGAUAAAAAAUCUAUUUUUUUAAAUACGUAGCUUUAUUGUAGCAAAUAGAGGAAAUCCAAAAUUGUACGUAAGAUAGAUCAUAAAAUAGGUGCAAUAUAGCACCUAUCGUAUUUCAUGUCGGAAAAAUUACAUUUCAACUGAAACGGAGAAACGUUGUUUCUCAGUUUCUAGGUGCUUCAAUUUAAGGUUUGUAAUUAACCGAAGUGCGCGACGAAUAAAUACGCAACUAUGCUAUUACUCAUUAUGUAGCUUACAUCUAAAAUUGCAAUUUACCUAGUUGCGUAAGGUAAUAAAUAUUAAAUUUCGCAAUUUCUCAUAGGAGACAGCGGCAGAAAGGAAAAGAGAGAGGGAAUAAAGAAACUCAUUUCUUCCUCGAAUCAGAAUUCGAAAUACGUGAAAUGAUAUUUCUGAAUCGGAAACGUUGUUCGGCCCGUACAAACGAAACAUUCCUUAAGAUAUAAUUUAAAAGCGACGUUCUACUGACAUAUGUUUUUACAAAAGUUUGUCAUGCAAAUUUCCUAGAAAUAUACUGGUCGUUUCACAAUCGAAAAAUAGGAUUUGAGAGAAAUAAAACCGAGCGAAGAAUUUUGUCGAGCACUAAGAUUCGAAAGAAAAAAGACGAGCCGUACGUAGCUACGUUAGAAUCUUCUCGGGAUUAUUUGCGCAAUGUUUCUCCGGUAACGUUCUUUCCUUAUGCAAAUACAGAAUGCCCUCCUUACAUCGUGCACUUCGGUGGACAAAUAUUACAGUAACGGUAUAUCAAGAUUAAUUUUUAAUCCGUCGCGAUGAGCGGUGAGAAGCGAACCAUAUUUUAUCAUGCGCGCAUGUAGUUUUUCCGUGCUUCGAGUUACCUACACGUUGAUUAAGAGACAAAUAGGAUAAAAAUAGAAUUAACAAAAAACAAAAAGAGAGAAAAAGUAAAGAAAAAUAAGUAUCAUGAACAUAUUCGCGUUUCAUAAACCAAUGAAUAGUUAUCGUUCAUUUUCUAUAGCUCGAUGCAGCAGACGAUGCUCCUAUUAAAACGAACUGAUCGAAAGUUCGAGCAUGAUCAACGCCAAACAAUGUGUUUACACUCUACCCUUUUGGAAAAGACGACGGGAGGCAACAGAAAGCAAAUUCUCGUGUCUCUCGAACGUAUCGUGACGUCGUCCAAGAUGACGCAUCGAUAUCGAUCGAAUCCUUCGAUCGCAGAAGAUCGAAGGAGUAUGUAUUGCGCAAGAAAGAGAGAAAGAAAGAGAGAGAGAGAGAGACAGAGAGCCAGAGAAGAAAAUUAAUUCGCGGUAUAACCAGGACUUCCAAUUGUCCUGUACUAGCGGCAAUAUUUGUGCAGCGCGUAAGAACGUUUAAUAUAGGCCCCGAAGUUUCCGCAGCAAAACGUCUCGAUCUUUUCAAAAUUACACGUUUAAAGCGUGCUAUUUCUUCUCCUUCUAAGCUACACCGCCGCAUUGUCGCUAAGAAAACGUACGACCGAGCGCAGCAGCGUGCGUCUUUUAUCGGGACAGCGUAUUUUAUGCGAACUUUCUUACUACUGCAUUAAACUUUACUGCACCAUCGUGAAUCCGUUGCGUUUUGUUCGAGCGUGAAUUAUGUAUACCAUCGUAUACGACACUCUUUUCGUUGCGAGUUUUAGUCCGAACAAUCGGACCAAGUAUCGAACAAGAAUCGAAGGUACUUGAAGAACGAUCGUGCACGUACAUGUGUCGAUCCAUUAAUUAUUCAUCGCGACAAAGAGAAGAAAAGAUAAUUAGAAGUUUUAUCGCGAAAUGCCGAGUUAAUAGUCUGUGUUGGGUAAUUUACGAGGAAUCGGCGCGCGCGCAGUUAACGCGCGAACAUGCGCGCAGCGCGAGAAGAUCGCGCAAGCCGCGUGGCAGCGCUGCAUUUCCGGUAUGCACCGCGCGAAGAUCGUCCCUGAAGAUCUGCCAGCCGCACGGAAGACAGAAAUAUGUCUUUCUUCUUUUUUUUUUUUUUUUUGCCGCGCGACUUCUCAACGCGCUAGGGCGAAAAACAGCGACGUAUCCAGCCACAAUACGUCACGAUAUACCUGCUUCCACUUGUUUUCCUCGUGGAACAAUCAAGGCCAUCGCGAGAUAAUUAUGCAGAUAACGGUGAUGCUCGCCGAUAUCCCAGCUGUAGGAGGAUCUACAGGGUUGGGAUUGGAGAUAGACAAGAUGGACCAACAGUAUUGCCUACGGUGGAACAAUCAUCCAGCCAACCUCACAGACGUUCUCAGCUCCUUGCUUGCCAGAGAGGCACUCUGCGACGUUACCCUGGCGUGUGUUGGAGAGACAUUCAAGGCACACCAGACGAUACUCUCUGCAUGCAGUCCAUAUUUCGAGAGCAUUUUCCUCCAGAAUACCCAUCCCCAUCCAAUUAUAUUCCUGAAGGAUGUCAAUGAAACGGAAAUGAAGGCGUUGCUGCACUUUAUGUAUAAGGGAGAAGUUAACGUUAGUCAGCAUCUGCUACCGAUGUUCCUUAAAACAGCUGAGGCAUUACAGAUUAGAGGCCUCACUGAUAAUAGUGUAAAUAACAAGGCAGAAGAGAAAAGUCCAUCGCCAGAACCAGAAACACAAUCUGGUGUUAGGCAUACUGAAUCGCCUAACCUUCAGCCUCUUCCUGAAAAGAGGAAACGAAAGGCCUCGGGCAGCUAUGAUGUUUCCCUUAGUGGUCCACCCAGUGAACGGUUCAUGUCAGAUUCUCAGGCAUCGUCACAAUGUAGUUACAAAUCAAGCCCUCCCGUGAUUCCAAAGUUAAAUAAUGCCAUGGGAGGUGAUAUGGAAGAUGGUGGUCGACCUAUGUCUCCUGCAUCACAGCCACAACCUUCGAUCAAGCAAGAGUUAGAUCAUCAUCUGCCAGACUUCCAUGACAACAUUUCCCUCCCAGGUCAUCCAGUUGGACUGCUAGGAGAAGAAGGAGGAGCAACAACAGGCACGCUAAGCGAUGGCGUGUCAACAAUUGAAUCGUCUGAACACCAUAAUCCCCCAGAAAUGCUCGACGGACUCGAUGGUAUGGUGCCCAACGUGCCGGUCGGUCUUUCUUAUCACGAGAUGUUCGCCGUGUCGCUCGGCUCGCCGGCGCUGUGGAGAUGCCGAGCCUGCGGCAAACAGGUGACCAACCGUUGGCACCACUUCCACAUACACACCGCCCAAAGGUCCUUGUGCCCGUAUUGCCCGGCUACAUACAGCAGGAUCGACACCCUCCGCUCGCACAUACGCACCAAGCACAGGGAGAUAGUGUUCGCCAAAGGGUCCUUAUAGAGGACGCUGAUUGCCCCGCGAAGGAAGAGGCCACCGCCACUUCCGCCUCCUCGUCUCUUCGACGACAGGCCUAUCGCGCCUUUCUUCGGAUUUGGGCUGCCCUGACCGAGCAUUGACGCUCGAUUUUUGAACCCUUAUCUACGCGGAGAACGCAUACAGCACUUUUAAACCAGACCUUCGACCGAUAUUUUUCCAUUUUUUAUCUCUCCGGUUUUCCCCGAAGAGAAUCGAAAUGUCCUUCGUUUGGAAAAAUUCGUGGUUCGCUCUAGUACGAUUGCUUUGAUAUUUUCCACGUCUGACUUUUACUUUUUCCAAUGUAAUUCGCGUAUUAUUGUCGUUGAGUGUCGGUAAUGGCGCCUUGACGGGUUCUUGGAGUUCUGAAGGCUUCGAAGCGAAGUACGAGUUUUCGAGUAUAAACACGACGAUAGUGGUACGAGAUAUAUAUAUAUAUAUAUAUAUAUAUAUAUAUAUAUAUAUAUAUUUCAAAGUUAUGGAGAGAGGGGAAGAUUUUCACGCGAGGAUGAGUGGUAAUGCUAUUCGGAGGAUUCUCGCGUUUCAAGACCACGAGAUGGAGAAUUCGAGAGUUGGUUCGAGGGGGCUUGAAAUGGUAGAAUCGUCGAGUGGAUGGCUAUGCAACGAUAUUCGACUACCAAAUUCCUGCUAUUACUCUUUAGUAUUUAGCUCGUUCGUCGCGUGUGCAAAUAUUAUCGGUGAUGGGACGAGGUAUAUACUUGUAGUAAAUGUUUGAAGAAUUUAUUGGAACGCGUGUCGUUUGGAAAUUUAGAGAUUGAGUGGAAAUUGAUCAUGAACUUGGUGAAUUUAUACCGAGAUAUCGUUUUAUCUGUAAAUAGAGUCGCAUAUAAGAGCUUCACGAGAAGGUUAACGUUAAAAAGAUAUCGUGAUUUUAAUUUAGAAAAAAGAAACUGAAGCGUUAAAUUAAACUGAUUCAUUUCGUUCCAUCGCUGGUUUCUACCGUUUACAAUUUCCACGCUGCGCUUCCUUCGAGGCACUUCAGCAACUCAAAGCUCCAAAAAUGUUCAAGAAGCCUCGGGUGUUUAAAGAUAACUUUAGUCGAUUUUAGGCUUUUGGCAAGCUCGCGAAGGUUUCCUGAAUUGAUCAAACCUUCUAUCAAGACGAGUGAUUCAAGAUUUCUAUUUUCCACAAACAGAAAAUAGCACAGUCGAGUGUCUGGACAUCUCGAACUAGUUUUCCUUCGAGAUAUUUAGGUUCACGUUGGGGACAGUUUCUUACGAAAAGGCAUAAAGAAAGACGCAGUUCGCGGGGUAAAUUCAUGCAACGAAUGAUUUCUAAUAGGUAUGUUGAACGUUUCGUCAACUUCUCACUGCGACGUCUCUCCGAUCGUCGGCGUGAUCGCGUAUAACCGAAGAGGAGGCUGAACUUGGACGAAGAACGAUCAAACCAAGAGAAACCAAAAAAAAAAAAAAAAAAAAGAAGCGGAAUAACCGGAAAGAAGAAGAAAGAAGAAAACACAUUGAUGGAAGCUGGCACGGAGUCCGAAUUUUUGCGAGGACAAUCGAUCGAUGAUAGCGUUUCGAAUGGUCUCCUCUGGGACAAAACGGUGCGGUGUUAUUCUCGUUUCUUGAGUGGUAUCGAUUGUACCUCUUCGCGUGUAGACGAUCGUACAAAUCGGGAGACACCGAAACUCGCUAGGAUUCGUGUAAAUAGUAAACGAAGUUUCUGUAGACUGGCUCGGUUGGACUGGACGGUGGUCGCGCGUGGAUCGAUCGAUCGUCGAUCGAUCACUUUUGUUUCCCCACCGUUUUUGAUUCUCUUAGUCGCGUUCGAUCCUCCUUCUCUUUCCUCUUCAACUUCUGCGUCGAUACCCCUAACUUUGGAACGUUCAUCGUAUUGUACGAUCGUUCGAAGACGGAGCGAAAGAUCGACGAGCAAAGGAUCUACGAGAUCAACGAUUUUGAUAGAGAGUGUCUGUGAAAACAAAAAAAAAAAAAAAAAAAAGACAACAAGAGAGAAUAAAAGUAGAAGAGAAAGAGGAUAGAUGUGACGAAUGAAUGUCCAACGAGCUUGAAAAUUAAACGGUCUAAUUCUUUACGCAAUGGAAGGCUGAAACGCGCGCUGUGAUUAAUGAACACCGAAAACUCAAAGGGUACUACGAAUUAUGAUUGCGGUCCGUUUAAUCGCUGUUACGUGUAUCUUAAUGUUGUUCGUUUCGUUUUGAGCUGGCACGAGACAGCUCGGUUCUACAAUCAAACGACAGAAGCAAAUUUACAGACGAGAGAAGAGAAAAGAUAUAUCUCUUCUCGAGUGUUGUUAGGUGUCGACAGUAUUCGCGUACGUGUGUGCGAUGUCCCUGAGCAACAAUACGGAGCUGUACAUAAUUUGGAGAGGAACGGGUGUGUAUUCGAGGCGAUAUCCUGUUCGGAUUUCUUUUCGUCAAACUCUAGAAAAUAUGGAUUUUGACGAGGAUUCUUAUACUUGUUCGUCGAUACUUGCUCUCGAAUCGACCUCGUUGUCCUCUCCAUCGAUACGUGUAAUUACAUUUCUCUUUGGACCAAUACUCUUCGUCUAUUAAAGUAAUCGUUGUCGAGGCUCGUUAAAGUACCUAAAAACGAAGAAAAACAAACACAAGUACACACAAGUCUCUCGUCGGUGUAAGGAUCUUCGAGCGUGUGGUUCCUAAGUUAACUCGUAGAGGGUCGAGUGAAGCUCGAGUCAAGUCAGCGUGGAAACUUAUGUGAUACCGUAUUAAGGGCCGAUAAGUUAAGCUUUUACUUUUGCGUAUUGCGUGUUGUGAUGUGGCAGAGAAAACGUGUUUCUACGAAGCGCGCGGAACGGAAACGUCGAUGAUGUUUCAAGUGGCAGUCGAAGCGGAAGCCACGUACGUCACCGCGUAUACUUAGCUCCUUUUGUUUUUAUGUAUGAUACAGUAGAACUCUAUUUAUCAAUUAAUUAAACGAAAUUUUAGAUCUAAUUAAUUCUCUAAUCUGAUUAUUAAUCAAUGAAACUAAAUCCAGAAAUCGUUUCGAUUGAACUUGUAUGAACUUUGAACGACAAAUGCUGGAUCGAUUCUGUUAUAUUUAUACGUUAUUAUCGUAUCGAAUUACAAAAAGUAUUUGCACAUAUCUUUAUUCUCUAACGAGGUAUCGAUUUUUACAGUCGCAUGAAAGUACUACAAUUAAUAAUAUCAAUCUUUUUUCGUCGUAUGAAGAUACUAUUAAUAAAUAAUACUUGGACCUAAUUAAUUAGUACGUAAAUGCUAUAAUAAAAAAUGUGCAAAUAAUUUUUGUAGUCACUGUAUAACGCACAUGUAUUUCAAAAGUAUCAUAACUCGGAAUAAUUCUCUCCUGUAUUAGGAAAACGUCAAAAUUGUCAAAGAGGAAAUUCAGAGGCUAACAGUGAAACAUUACAAACAUUUGACUAUUAUCUCGUAGAAUCUAUUUUCUAUUUUCCAACGUUAUAUGUUUACUAGAUCAUUCUUUUAAUAAUUCAUAGAGUCAUGUCACUUUUGAAAUACUACACGAAAAGUUCUUCUAAAAAAAAUUGAUUUAUUUAGAAUUUCUCCUACGUACGAGCCAUUCAGAAGUUACGUCGAUCAACUACAUAAAUGGGAAAGUAGAGAAAUUACGAACUUUAUUCUAAAAAAUUUCCCUGCAAAUACACAUCCAUUUAUAUCAUUUCCUUGAUAAACAGAUUUAUGAAAGUAAACAACCUGUUCCUGAGAAAGAUCCUUGCUAACGAAAUUAUAAAACGAACAGUUGAUCGGUUUCGCUUCUAGACAGCUCGUAUAACAAACUAUUUCUUCGUUGACGGACUUAGAUAAAUGGAAUUCCACUGUACAGAGACUCUCGUCAUAUUUAUUCUCAAAUUUAGCUCCGUUGUGAAGGUGAAAUAUAACUACCCUCGAGAACUAUUCUGGAAUCAUCCGAGUGAUUAGUAUACACGUUGUCGCGUGGUUACUUCCGCUUCCGAGUCCGCGAUGAGCGCUCGAUUCGGAGUUCCUCGUUUCGACGACGUGGCCAGCUGAUCGAAAUCGUUCCGCCCUGUGCUUUACGAUCACUGUAAAUGCAAAAAAAAAAAGAAAAAAAUUGUGAUCGAGACGAGCUGUCAUCGCAAUGACAAAAAUAGAAGGUUGUGACGUUCGUUGGAUGGACGCGGUAUCGUCGAGUGGAACUCGUGCACACGACCAAAAUGGAAGUAGAGUAUACAUGCAUACGAUACACGUACACUGAGACAGAAAGGCGUACACAUAGAACAGGACACGAACACACAUUACCUAUAACGUAUAAAUAUAAAUAUGGAACUAUAUAUAGAUAGGUAGAUAGAUAUAUACGUGUACACAUCCACGUGUCGGCGGCCUGGCGCGUCUGAAAUCGCGAGUUCGAGCAAAGACAGUGUUUGACUGCCCCGGAUUUAUCGACCGUUCCUCGAUCGAUAUCACGAAGAAAGGUGUCGAGAAGCAAAUAUCCCUGUUUCGUCCCACGACUACCGUAGACAACGGAGUAACUGAAGAACCGAGUUUCAACGCUCCAACAACUAGGUAAAGUUUCAACAAUUUCCAGAUGCAUUACGUUCAUAUCCUUUGAGAUUACACGUCGAUGGAUUUUUCUGUCGAUUCGUUUUUUUUUUUUUUUUUAUUUCUUGCGUAUUACACGCGAUAUUAUAUUUCUUCCUCCUUAAAGUUGAAUAAUUAUUGAUAUCGAUACGUGUAAAUUAUUCUGAGUCUUGAAAUUAUAGACCUACGUGUGAUUUCAAGAUCGUGCGUAUCGUGAUGUAGAUUUGAUGGUGGUUUUAAAUUGUCUUUGAUAUCGAUUUGGAUUUUUCUAGAGUUUAAUUAUCGCCGAUAUUGACAUUACUUUGUAAAUAAUUUUUAUUACGGAAGUUUUGGAUAUUGUUAUUAGUAAUCAACGAAAUACUAGUAAUUAAUGACGAUUUUAAAGUAACGAAGUCUAUUUAUAGGAUUUAUGGGAUUGAUAUUAUUGUUUCCUAAUGUUUAUAUUAAUAUUUUUCGUGCUAGUGUUGGGAUAUCGUCUCAAGAUAUGAUAUCAGCAUCUGUGGAUUAUAGAUUGAUUUGAUUUUGUAGAAGUCUUAUUUAUGUUAAUAUUUUUCAAGUUCAAAUUGCGAUGUUUAUAAAAAAAUAUUGAUACCAGUAUUCGUCAAUCAGCUUUAAUUUGAAAGAUUGCUCGUUAUUAUGAAAACAUAAGACAACUUCAGCCACUUUAAAUAGAAACAGGACCUAUUCUGCGUCUUUUAACUAUUCUGUUAUAUAAUGUCCACAAAGAGCAUUGAAAGAUGGUAAGCUCGAACUUUAGAAGCACGAAUUAUUCAUUCGAAUGAAACAAAAUGUGAUUAAGAAACGUGGGUCGUAAAGUGCUUUCUCUUAAAUGAAACAUUUUCUUGUGACUUGUAGUAGAACCUAUACGAAAUAUAUUUUGAGAUAAAAUUAAUGGAUUAGCUCUGAUAAAUGCAAAGUAAAAAUUAAUGACUCUAAAUGAGGUAUAGCAUUUCAUAAAAACGCAUACUUAAAUGUAUGAAAUUUGAAAUAAAAAAAAAAAAACCUAUAAAUCAAAAUAACAUUUUACAAACAAAAAUGUAUCACGAAGCUAAAGAAAAAUAAUUUUUUGAAUCUACUUUUAUUAAUAAUUCUGCUUUAUUAUUUGUAUAUGUAAUUUCUGAAGCUUGGCAUCAGCUUUCUGUCGGGUUAAAGUUCGCAGUUUUACUAAUAUCGACAUAAACAUCAUAUGAGGAUCAGUUUAGUUUUAGAAAGUUGUACUUGUUUUGAACUAGAAAUUGAUGGAUUGGUUCGAGCUCGAUCCCUGGAAGUUUCAAAAUUUCAAGACCCCGAUGUCUCUCUGUAAACACUUUUUAAUUAAAAAGUGAUAAGAUGAUGAUCGAUGAUACUGGUAUUAUCACGUUUGAUUUUAGAACAUGAACUUCUACAUAUUUUCGAAUUAGAAACUAAUAGAUCGGUUCGUUUCACUUUCUCAAAGUCGGUUUUCUUUCAAAAGUCGGCGUUUUAUUAAAGUUUUACACGUUACCUUUUACUACGAGGUAAUAAAAUAGUAAUUUAAAGUUUCGUAGUUUCUACCACCUUCAUUUCGCCACGUGUAUUGCAAUUUUACGAUAUUUUUAUAUUUAUUAUGCUUUAUAAUGGAAAAUACGUGCAAUAAUGAUAAUCUACGUUUGAAUUCUUCAAGUUUAAUCUCAUUACGUCGUAUAUUUUUAUACUUUCUUUUCUGAAUUCGUAGCUGUCACGCCGAAGAUGAUUGAUAGCCACAUUAAAUAUUCUCACGAAGUAUAAUAAUAUCAGCUUUAGGACACUUUUAUAUUUUAAAUUUAGAAUUAGUAAAAACUUAGCAUUUUUAAGUAGACUCAUCUUUUCUAUUGAGAUCUCGAUAAGAAAUGUGACGUUUAUCAGAGAGUACUGCUACAAAGAAAAUUUUUCUAAUAAAAAGUUCAGAUCUCACUGCGUGAAAUGAAUUUUACAGAGAAAGCUUCAAACAGUCAUAUCUUUUCAUAAAGUUAUAAAAUUUGUAAGUUAUAAAGUUAUUUUAGUGAUACAAAGCUAUUUUCAUAAAGUUUCGAAAUGUAGAGUAAAUAAUAAAGAUUCGAUAUAGGUUGAGAAUGAAAUUAAACAGGAUAUAUUUUAAUAAAAACGAAGAGGAUCAACUCGCAAGUAAAAGAAAUUCCACUUUAUUACGAUUAAUUCGUCCGAGGAAAAUUCAUAAAAGUAAUUGAGCAUUAUUCCUUCCAAGGGGGAUGUUACUUUGCCCCUCAGACAAGCCAAUUUUAGUAUUUUUUAUCAUAUUAUUAUUUAUUAUUAUCCUUUUUUUCUUAAUAACGUUCUCGGAUAUUUGUUAUUAACAGAAUCCAAGAUGUUCGUGAUAAAAAAGUUCCCUUUAUCCUCGGAAUGCUGCUUCGUCUCUUUAUUCCGGCUACAAAUUCAUCUACCCUCACCCUUUGUCAAGUCUUUUGCUAUUUAUUCCUGCGUCAGUCUUCCUAGACGUAAUUCAUAAUCGAACCCUUUUAUCCUCUUAAAAGUAAAGUUACCCAAUAAUUGUCAUAUUUUUAAUAAAAGAUUCAUCGUUGAAACGCGAAAGGGGAGAGCACUGAAUUUGAAUUUCAGCCCCAAUUAAACUGAGAAUUUUUCUUGACACGCGAAAUUUCCGAACAAUCAGACGCUGACAACUAAAUUAAAACUUUGUUCCAACGAUUUUUUUUCCCCUGAUUUUUCCUUUUAUACCCUACUCGCGACAAAGUUGACAAUCGCCUCCCCCUCGUGGAAAAUACGUGACUCUCGUUGAUGAUCGAUUGUUUCUCGUUGUAUUGUUUUUAAAAUUCCGGCGACAAUUUUUUCGUUGGAUCUUUAAUGGGUGGAAAGCUGUUCUGAAUUAAAAAUAUUCGAAACUUCCGAAGCAAAGUUUUGCCAUACCAAAGUGAAUAGAUCUGCGCGAAUAGAUUUUCAAGCGAUUUCUGCUUGAUGAUAUUUCUGAAACGAUUCUCUUGUCUCAAAUAUAGGAAAAUUUUUAGUAACUCUAGAAUUGUAAUUAGAAUUUGACGUUCAUCCCUACUUCUCGAUAGCAUUUGAUCGUAUCGCCGAUUCCAAAUAAGCCGUCUUCCAGAAAUAAAUUAAAUUUUGUAAAAGUUUUUAGUAAUUUUAUUGCAAGAAUACGUUGAUAGAAGAGACGGAAAUCUGCAGAUAUUAGAAUUUCUUGACUGUUUGUAUUUUUACAAAAUUAAUGAAUUGUUAUUGUUAUAAAGAAUUUGUUAAUUUUGUGAUAUUAUUUGUAUUAUUUAUUUUCAUUAUCAUUUGCUUUAUCAUUUGCAUGAUUUUCAUUAACACGUUCAGUUUUACGUGCGAUAAUCAUCUGAUUAUCGAAAAUCAUGAUAAAUAUUUAUCAAGCGUAUACUCGAAAUAGAAUUAAUUCAUUUAUAUUUCGAAUUAUUUAUAUAUAUUCGAAUUAUGAAAAACACAUUUUUGCAAAUUUACAAAUUGCAAAAACUUAAGAAACGCACAUGCCUUUAAAGAAAUUAAAAAAUCAAAAAUACUGUUGAGAGGUCGUGUAACAUUUUUAGAAAAAAGGCUGUCCUUGAGAAGAACAUUGAACAUUCAUCGGUUUUCGGAUGAAUGUAACAAGAUAGAUUAGACAGUAAUUAAAUAAAAAAAAUAUUGAUACGAAUUUUCUUCUACGUUAAAACGUUUGCACUCUAAAAUUAAUAUUUAUUUUUCAUUUUCCUUUUUGUAGGAAGAACAUUGACAAAUUGGUAGCCGCGUUUCAAUAUUCAACAGAGUAUUCUUUGUGUUGCUUCAAUUUUAAAUUUCAGUUUUUCUAGCAGAGAGAUUUAAUAGUAUUGACACCAGACGUAUUUUGAUUUUUGACUCACGUCAGAUUUCCAUCAACGCAUACAUGCCAUGCACAUGACGGGAUGCUUUCAGAAAUUCACCAAUCCAGUAUUUGUAACGCAUUAUAAACGUUUUCCAUCGAUGCCGAUGCCUGUGGCAUCUAUCUAUUCACGAUAUAUUUCUACGCACACACUUAUCCUAGUAGAAACGAAUAUCAAAUAAAUCUCGCAUGCGUUUUCUUUCUUUUUUUUUUUUUUUUUUAGAAAAUUAAAAAUAAUUCUAGUGACACCGGUAAAAAGCUGCAGAGGCAAAAUCAAGUUUUCUAUUUACAUUAAAUUAAACGUAUUUUUUAAUUAUCAUAUAUAACAUAUAAUCGUGUUUCCAUAGUUUAAGAAUUCAGUUUUAUUUACACAUGUUUAUGCAUUUACGAAAAGUUUAAAUUUACUGAAUGAAUUCUAAAUAUGAAACGAAGAAAGGGUCUGAGACUUAGGAAGCAUUUUUUAAAGUAUACAGGGAGUGGCAAGACAAAUAAAUAGAAAAUGUAAAAUAAAACAUAGUUUCGUUUGAACUCUCCUUUAUAAAAAUAUAUAUAUAUAUUAUUAUUUAUAUAUAUAUAAAUAAAGAAGGAUAAUUCUCGAACAGGCCUCUUUGAACGAAAAGGACGUAUUCCACAUUUUUUACUUAUUUCCGCAUCCGAAACGUCCUGCCACGCCUUGGAUAAGAAAUAUUGCAUAAAUUUAUAUUUAUUCGCUAAACUUUUUUCAAUUGAAUGGUUAUGUUGAUUUUUAUUAUUGUAAAACUGAUUCUACGUAUAAAUCUUUCAUUUUUGCACGUUUCAUAUUUUCUGACAAGACCGUGGCUUCUCCAUUUUUCAUAUAGAUAUUUAUAAAUCUAUUAAAUCGUUCAUUCAGAGACAAGCGUACAAAGUUUUUUAAAUGUUUUCACGGGAAACGGGGUACCGGGAUUUUAAAUUAUUAAAAUUGCAGCUUCACGUUCCGACCAUUUCUUAUUGAAAGCCUGAAUUAAAUAACGAUCGACAUUAAGCAAACAAUAAUAAAUAUUAGAAUGAGUUUUAUUCACCGUUUCAAAUGGUCAAAGAGUCGUUCGCUUGAAUAACGUUGUUGCUCCAUUAAACAUAAAACAUUUCCAAUUUCCUGUGAAUACUUUUCAAUUGUUUUCGAUGCACCUUCUUUCCUUUAAAAUAUGCUUUGUUUAUGCGAUAAAAUGUUCGAUAUAGGAUUUCUUUUUAACUAGUGACAAGUAAUCGUUAAAAUAUCUAUAACUUUCGAUCAUUAACAGACAGUUCGAAAGAAUAUUAAACAAACUUUAUUCAGUUUAAUAACACCAUAAAACAGAAUAAAGACGAAAAUAUUCCGAAUAUUUAAAUAAUUAAUUAAUAAUAAGGUUUAUGCAUUUGUGUGAAUUUUAAAUAUACACAAAUCUGCACAACUUAAAAUAUUUCUAUUUUGCAAUAAAGCACCUUUCUCUUAGAAUCUACAUUUCAUUUUCAAACUGAUAUCUAAUUUUUGGUCGUAUGAAAAUACUACUAAGCGAUACAAAAUGUAAUAUACUUGGACCUAAUAAAUUAAUGUAUCAUAUAAUAAAUACUCUGGUGUGCAAAUACCUUUUGCAAUCACUAAUACAAAAUAUUAAGUGUAUAUAUAUAUAUACACACACAGAACUAAUAAAAAAUAUAGCACAUAUAUAAAAAUAAAAUACUCGCUGUAGUAUUUAGAUUCCAUUUACUCUUGGAGUAAAAACACGAUUUUGCAUAAAUAUUCACAGUCGAUUCAGUAAAACUGGAACAAAAUUUUAUUGAAAUAAUGUUGAACACAGUGUUAGAAACACUCUUCUAAAAGAAAAAGCUCGGUUUUCUUCAGACAAGUAACCCACUCUGAAACUUUUAGCCGGCCACCGUGGCACAAUUCAGAUCCUCCAAUACCAGAAAAUUCACUCUCUUCCACACGGUGGCAACGUUUUAAAGACUUGGAAUUCCAUUUCACCGGUGUCUCGAUCAACUACGAGUGUUUCGUACACUCGUUGUGCACGCCAUUGACAACGAGAUACGAAACGCAGUUUUUGGCGCAUAUGAAAGAGAGAGACACGUUCCUACGCGAUUAAACGCGGUCGUUUAAAAGAAGAGGAGGUUCGAUUUCUCGCGACAGGCCGUCGCCAUCCGACCGAAUUAUUGCUCUCGAUACCAAAUGUUCCUUAAGUUGUUUCGCGAAAAACAAAAACAAAAAAAAAAAAAAACAAAAAAUAUAAGAAGGAUGAAAAAAUCGUUUCUGUACAUAGUAACCGUGAAUUGCAAACGCAUACAACUCUCCUGAAGCACAUUGUGACACAGCGCGAGAACGAGAGAAUGCGAGAGCGAAAGAGACAGAAGAGAGAAAGAGAGAUUGGAUUAUAACAAAUUGUGAUAACGCGAGUGAAGAACGGAAGUCGGUUCAGCACCUUUCGUAGGCAAAAUUUCGCGGCUCCAUGCUUGCGUUUGAAAAUAGCACUAUGAUUGCGACAGAUGAGUUCUCUGUACAAAUUCUUACGGCAACUUGAGAAAACAUAGAAAUUUCCAAAAUGCUGAAAUACAAAUAAUUGGUAGAAAUAUAUAAAACGUUUAAAACAGAAUAUUCCUUAUAACACGUGGUAGGGAAAAUAAAUCUCCGUUCAAGUUCUAUUUGUUUUUAAUUAUGUACCUACAAAAACAUAGAUUUGCACAAGCGUCCGCAAUUUAUUUCCGAGCGUAUGCAUUUCGGUUGUCGAACGUUUCGUCAUCGAACCAUGUAUCCUCUGUAAUCAUAGUCUAAUGAAUAUGAUGAAAAUAUAUCGCGAGUAAAAUUCGAUCCCUGAAGUCACGGAACCGACACGUUCUCGUCGCGACCUGCUAAAGGCCGGAUUCAUUGCACCACAACUCUAUGUAAUUGUAUAAAUAUCAUCGGUAUCAAAAGUGUCAAUAUCUCGUGUUUCUUGAUGGUACUUAAGAUAAAUCCGCAGCCCACUCGGGCAGCCGCGGCUGUUUGUUGAUAUUACUUCCGGAUCCGGGGGUUGAAAGCUGCGAUUCCGCUCCUCGAGACGAUUUUUAAAAAUGAUUUCCGUGUCGACCGAGUAUGUUUCAAUCGCAUAGAUCGAUGUUACUUAAUGCUUGUCACACAGUCAAUCUCCCAUGGAGAUUCGAUCUGUUAAAAAUGAUAUUAAAAAUGUCGAUGUGUUUUUAACAGUUUUCGGAUCUGCGACUGUGUGUAGCGAUUUUUCAUGGGAAAGUGAAUCGGAAAUGUAGUGCAAGAUUUUCUCAUAGAAGAUCCAGAUUUUUGGUAAAUUGACUAUGAAAAUUAUUUAGAACACGCUGAAAACGUUGUUCACAUUAUCGAUAUAUUUCUUAAUUUCAAUUUAAUUUUGUUGCUUUUGUUGCCAUCCACUUAAAGAUUCUUCUGCUUCAAUGACAAACAUAGCGUUUAGUAUCUUUACCAACAAAUGGCAGUAUUUUUAAUGGUAGGUUAUAGUAAUCGUAUAUUAGAAAUUAAUUUUUAAAUUACUAACGUCAAUAUCAAAUUUGUCUCUUCAAGAGUCGUAUUAUAAUCUUUUUUAUUGAUUUUCCUUAUAAAACCAUCCUUCUCGAUCAUUAUACAUGCAUCGACUAAAGUUACGAACAGUGUAUAAAUUUCGAAAAUUGGAUAUCUCGAAAGCAAAGUUUCCUACGAGAGAACUUUACUUCAUUUCUGAUGAAUUCUUUCCGCAACUUCCAUAUCUAUAUAACAUUGUUCGGUUCGUGGCAACAAUUCCAAAGAAAACUUUGAUAAAGUCAUUUCAGAGCAGCAUCGUCGUGAACAGUUUCGGCUCCUGGUGAAAGACCGUACUUUCUCGUGGCACGUUCCUUCCUUUUUUGGCCCGACCUGCGACUCGAGCUGAAAAUCUUUUUUGUACAUAAAGUCCGUGUUUGUGAGGGAGAGAGAGAAAGAGAGAAAAAG